Messenger RNA from Podarcis lilfordi (Lilford's wall lizard), 5730 nucleotides. The record is from the annotation of a GenBank genome assembly. Lineage: Eukaryota; Metazoa; Chordata; Lepidosauria; Squamata; Lacertidae.
AUGGAUGUUAUUGCAGGUGCUCUGCUUGUAAAUCACUGGUGUUUGGGUGAUGUCAAAGAUUCAGAGCUUUGCACUUCUACAGGUGAGUUUGAGACUGUGCAAGUCUGUGUGUUUGUGUGUGUGUGGGGGGGUGUUCCUCUACUCAUUCCAAAUGUUUAAUGCUAAAUGUUCAUUAUAAAAGAAGGUCAGGGAUGUUUUGUUUCAUCAUCAAGCUUUUGGAAAAUAUGGGAUGUACUAGAGGCUGCCACCCACACUUUCUCAGCUCAUCAGUCCCACCAGCCCUCCAUCCCCUCCACCUGGCUAACCCCUCCUUCAUUUACCCCUCACUCACCCCCUUGCCUAUCCCCUCAUAUCUUGCCCAAACCUCCCCUUUAAGCUAGGCUGAACCCUCCUUCCUUCUUCUAUACAUUUUUAAGAAUUAAAUUGAGAAUUUGCAACCCCAAAUUUCUAAAUAAAAAUUGAGGUGGCAUUAAAAUGUUUUAAAUAAAUAAAACAGAGUAGAACACUGGCAUGCCACUUUCCCCAAAAAGAAAUAAUUAAAAACAGUAUGCAAUAAACAAUUAUGGGGGGAAACAGUGCUAAAAAGCAAUACAGUAAGACAAAAACAAAGGUGAUAAAACAAUCUAAUUCCACAUGAUUCCUCAAAUGCUCACCCUCCGUUGCAACUACAUUUUCACUUACUCUCCGCAUUCACUUAUGCUCUUUAUUUAUUUCUUCCGUUUGUUCUCUAGGUGAACUUCCUGCUCCUGAUUUAUUCUUGAAUUCAACUUUGGUUCCUGAAGGGGAAAUUAUCACAAUACUCUGUAUGGCUCCAUCAGAGGUUGUGGUGACCAGAAUUUUUUUCUGUAAAGAUGGGGUUCCUAUUUCAUUCAAGAAAGCAACAUCUCAAACUGCUCAAUACAUAGUCUAUGCAUCACUGAAGAAUACUGGCCAAUACUCCUGUGGUUAUCAGCAAAAUAAUGCAAAGAACCAAGUGAAGACAUCUGCCCUCAGUGUUGCUCGGAAUCUGGUUUUCCACUCAGGUAAGAUUGUAGAAAUGAUCACUCUAGGGUUGAAAUGAACGACAGACGAGUGGCAAGUGUCAUAUGGGAGGCAUCUACCGAGCAUGUCUCAGGGAGUCCCUUUUAUUGAAUAUUACAGCAUUGCCACAUAUGUGCUUGUUGCUGAUUGGUUAACACAAAUACAAUACAAGGGUUGCAUAUAGGCAUUAAUCAUCAAUAGAUUAAAGGUUGGGAAAGGGAACACAGAAUUAGACAGGCAUGAAAACCUCCUUAUUAAACAAUUACUAAUGAUUGAUAUGGCAAAGCUUAACAGGGCAUAACUAUUGUAUUCCAUAGAUGUGGUCAACCAUGCAUUAGGAACAGGUCAGGAUAUGAUGUUUCAUGAACUCAGUGUGAACCGAACAAUCUAGGAAGGAAUGUUUCAGCUCAGAGCAGUUUGCCAGACUCAUGUGCAGAAGCAAAUGUGCAGAAGCAAAACUUCCCAUCACUUGCAAGAGAACGUUGCAUGGUGGGAUAGUCCUGUUUAGAGUUCCAGCUAGCCAGCCAUGCCAUAUUCGAGCACUGUCCAUUUAAUUUCCCACCCAUUUGGUUUCUAUGCCCCCACGACAACUGUUAUAGCCACAGAGCAUGUUCAGACUUCCCUGGAGCACAUUCAUAUGUUUAUCUAAAUGAAAAUAAGUGCUGUUUUGCACCUAUGCAACCAAUGUUGGAGAAUCUGGCCAAUAGCAUGGAGAUGACAACACUUCUCCAGGAACACUGUUUAAUGGCAUUUUAAAAUAGAUAUUGCUGUUAGGCAGCUUAUCAAAGAGUGAUGCUUUUGCAACCUGUUAAAAUAUUUAUGAUUUAUGAGUCUAGCCUCUAGGGUUGGGGCUUAGAUCAGCCUAAAUCCAUCCUGUUUCAUUUCUUUUGGCACAUCAUGUUUUUCUAAAGAGUGCAUGAAAGGUUACAUAUGUUCUUCCAUCCAGCUCAGUUAUACAUUGAGUAAUGAAAUGAAUGAUUCUUAGUCAUAACAAUUGAUUUUUAGUUCAAAUCAAACCCAUUGUUAUGAUGCACCUUAAUAUAUACAUUAAUGUACUCAUUUUGUAUGCAUUCCUCAAAAUAUGCAUUUUAGCAAUGCUUAUCAAUGCUUUUCAAUGAAUUUCCAAAUAAAAUAUACGUUAUAUUAAAAUACAUAUAAAGUGGGCCCCUUUUGUGGUAAAACCACAUUAAAAAAUCCAGAGAAGUGUGUGAUCCAAUCAGGAGUUGUGUUCUGAUCCACAGUUCGGUUUGGCACCACUGCCUUGAUAAGAGCACAUUUAUGAGAGCUUUGUGUUUCUUGAUGUGUUGAUGAGCCAUGCUUUUCUGAUACCAUCCAUGUUUUUUCCUGCCCAGGUAAUUGUCCUUCCAAUGGUAAGUAAACAGCAUCAAUGAGUAAUAAUAUUUAUUUAUCUUAUUGUUUGUUUUAGUAUGCCAUUUUAAAUCUUAACAGAAAGACAAAAUAAUGCAAUCUAUACUCAAACACAAUCACGAAAAGAAAAACAUUUUUUUUCUCAUUUCCCAUCAGAGAUCAUUAAUACCCUAAUGCCAAAUUUAUAGAAUCUUUUUGCCACUGUGGAAAGUUUGAUAGCACUCUUGAUGUCAAUGUCUGAAUUUCUCUCCUUUUUUGCAAAGACAAAUGAUUGCCAUCAAUCAAGAGCCAGUUGGCUAUACAGAGAGUCAGGGAAAUGCAUCACUCUUUACUGGUUUUCCUGCUAUUUGUGCAUGCUUUUCACCAUAUCACUUUAUGCCCCAUUCCGUGCCCAAUAAGCAUGGGACGCCUUUGCCCAGCGGGACUGUGGACCAUAGAUUGCAGCAAAAGACUGGGCAAGGUUUCGGUCAGUAUCUUUUCUCUGUGUGAUGGGCUCAUGGGAAAAAGCUGCCCCAUGAACCCUUGCUGAAGAGGUGGGGGGGAGGAAGCUUACAUAAGUCUCCUUCCCCUGGAGCUCACAGUCAUUUUUCUUUGAGAGUAUAGAGGUGGGCCCCAUAAGAGGACAGGACUGACCAUGGCAACCCCAAGCAUUGUUUCAGUAUCUGCCUGGUUGGAAUCUGCACCCUGGUCCCCCAGUGAGACCUUGCAUGCUUGGCUUGCACCACUGAAAGAUUCAACACCUGCCGACUCCUGUCGUAUAGGUCAGGAGAGAUCCAAACCCAGCGGAUCCAUUCCAUCUACAUGGGGAUUGUGGAAUGGUGAACUGAUCCUGCAACCCAAUGCCAUGCAAACCCUUGCCCUGCCUGCUGCUGUCAAUAAAGAUUUGGCCUGAUUUUAUCCCAUCAUCGAUGUGCGGUCUGAUUAUUUUGCUGCUCUCAUGGGUCACAUAAUGUGCCUGCCUGUGCAAAGAAUGAUUAAAAGAAACCAGCCACAAGAUAGAUCAUAGAAAUUGAUUGAUUGAUAUUAUUUGAGAGAAUCAAUAGGAGUAUAUAAUCACUAGAAUAGGGAUCGAGAACCUGUGGCAUACACCUGGCCCAUGAGGUCUCUCAAUGCAGUCUUUAUAGGCCUUGGGGGUGGUCAGGCUACAUGGGGCUGGUUUGUGUGCAUGGGAGUGUACAUGCUUUAGCUCCCUCUUAGGCAUUAGCUGCUUGUUUGCAGCCCCACUCAUUUUAUGCUGGAAAAAUGUUUCCUACUUAUAUCCUUAGAAGGAAUUUCCAACCAUGAUUAAUGUCUGAAUCUUCUCUCUAUCAUGUGAACCCAGCUACUAAUUUUCAGAGGGGUUUCUGGUGGGUGUUAAAUGGGAUAACGGAUGAAAAGCUGCCUUUCUGACAAUCAAAUAUUCUCUAAGUAAAUGUGCCUGAGGGUCAGAGAUACAUUGAAUAGUUCAUCAGAAGGAAUGGUGUAAAAAUUAUACAUUUUUGAGUCGUAGCUGCAGCCAAAUUUGAGGGUGUGCCCUAGAGGAAGGGGAUAGAAACAUGCAUUCUGCAAAAGUCCUUGACAUAGGAUUGCCCCAUAGGAUCUUUCUGCUCACCUAACUAUUAAUCUUCUAUAACUUUUUAAGAAUUAAAUUGAGAGUCUAUAAGCCCAAAUUUCUAAAUAAAAAUUGAGGUGGCAUUAAAAUGCUUUAAAUGAAUAAAACAGUAGAACACUUGCUUAACACUUUCCCCAAAAAGAAAUAAUUAAAGGUAGUAUACAACAAACAAUUAUGGAAAAAACCAGUGCUAAAAAACAAUACAGUAAACAAAAUAAUGGUAAUUAAGCAAUCUAAUGCCGAUUGAUUACUCAAAUGUUCACCCUCCAUUGCAACUGCAUUUUCACCUAGUCCCUGCAUUCAUUUAUGCUUUUUCUUUAUUUCUUCCGUUUGUUCAUUCUCUAGGUGAACUUCCUGCUCCUGAUUUACUCUUGAACACAACUUUGGUUCCUGAAGGGGAAACUAUCACAGCACUAUGUGCGGCUCCAGCAGAGGUUGUGGUGACUGGAUUUUUCUUCUGUAAAGAUGGGGCUCUUGUUUCAUUUAAGAAAGCAAUAUGCCAAAUUACUCAAUACAUAGUCUAUGCAUCGCCAAAGAAUGCUGGGCAUUAUUCUUGUGGUUACCAGCAGAAGGAUUCAAAGAACCAAGUGAAGACAUCUGCCCUCAGUGUUGCUCAGAAUCUGAUUGUCCAGUCAGGUAAGAUUGUCAGGGACCUGCAAGGGAAUGUUGCAUGGUGGGAUAGUCCUGUUUAGGGUUCCAGCAAGCCAGCCGUGCCAUAUUCUAGCAGAGUCCAUUUCAUUCUCCAUCCAUUUGGUUUCUAUCCCCCCACCACAAUAAUUUAUCAGUAUUUCAUAGCCACAGAACAUGUUCAGACCUCCCUGGUCUGCUUUUGAGAUUACAGUGUUCAAACCUUACAGUGUUUUUAGAAAUGUUUUUCAUCUGUUUACAUACAACUAGCACAUGCCUUGAGUGAGUAAGGUGCCAUUUUGGUUGCAUAAGGUUUGACACUCAACUCUGAACAAAUAGAUCGGGGGGAAAGUAUGGAUGAUUGUUUUUGUAGAUCAAGGGGAGUGAGUUCCUCCUGAGUGCCUUGAUGGCAUCUGAUGGCACAGAAUUUCUAAAUAAUCAGCAUAGAUGUAACCAGUUUUCCCUAUUCCAGGGAGGGAGGUAAAUGAUAGGUACAUCCUUAUUCCAUGAGCUGGGGUACUUUAUUCACUCCUCUCAAUUUUCCACUGUAGGCAUGAAAAUAUUUUGAGCUAUGUGCAUAGCUGCAUUAAUCCUUAUGCCCUUUUAGUACUGCAUAGCAAAACAGCUAUGCGAACAUUUUCCUUACCAUGUCAUCUCAACCCAGGUUUUUGCUAACAAUAGGACCAUCCUUGACUACAAAUUAAGAUUAAGUGGAAGAGGUUGAACCACAAAGCUAGGUUCAGGUGAAUCUCUAAACCAAACUUUUGUUUAGCUGCUAUGUCAGUCAUUCUAUGCUGCCAACAUGUUCCUAUUUGAGAAAAUCAAUAGGAGUAUAUAAUCAGAGUAGGAAAAGUGUUAUGAUACACUUGUACAUUCUUCCACCAAGCAUCAAACCGUAGGGAACUUGUUAACGUCUAUCAGCUGAUUUAUCUACCUGUAUCUGGUCAUAUCUGAGUAGACACAAAAACCUUUCUGAUUUUUUUCUAUUCAAUCCAGGUCAGACAAUAUCUCCCUAUAUUUGGAUUCUCCGCUCCUCAUUGGUGCUUCUUCUCCUGGUCUCAGCGCCAAUCAUCACCUAUUUCAUGGAAAAGUGUAAUUGCUCCUUGGUCAGACAUAGAAACUAG